Aspergillus mulundensis is the source of this 2121-nucleotide messenger RNA. Its product is annotated as putative MFS peptide transporter. The coding region runs from base 1 to 2121 and encodes 706 amino acids. The transcript has 8 exons. Gene Ontology annotation, biological process: transmembrane transport. Gene Ontology annotation, cellular component: membrane. The record is from RefSeq and is a predicted model, not a curated record. Gene Ontology annotation, molecular function: dipeptide transmembrane transporter activity. NCBI's taxonomy places the organism in Eukaryota, Fungi, Ascomycota, Eurotiomycetes, Eurotiales, Aspergillaceae.
AUGACGCACAUCGCUGCGGAAGACGAAAGCACCAGCACAAUCCUAGUGCCCGAUGACCCUUGGUACGCAGGCUACUGGCCCACAACGGCCGCGGGCUCCGAUGAGGCCACUGCGAGUGAUGUUACUGCUGGGGACGCUCUCCCAGCUGGCCCCUGGGACGUGUCCCGGGGUGUCGGGCGUGGUGGUGGUGGGGUGUUCCUUGGUGGAGUUGCCAACGUUAUCGCAGUGGGCGUGCUUGAACGCACUAAGAGUGCUUGGGCAAUGGCAUUUGCUGAUCGCGUGAUAGGCUGGCCCCUUAUCGCUCUGCUCCAGCUAACACCACCAGCGUCCACCGAGAAGACCGGCGUCCCCGCUGUCGAAGAUGUCGUCGCCGUCUCCGAGUACGAAGAGCCCACUGACGAGGAGCUCAAGACCCUCCGCCGCAUUCCCGGCUCUAUUCCGACAGUGGCCUACUUCAUCUGUGUCGCCGAGUUCUGCGAGCGCGCCUCGUACCUCGGUGUGUCCGGGCUCAUCUCAAAUUUUGUGAACAGACCGAUGCCUGUUGGCGGAAAUGGAUACGGUGCUCCUGCGCGGGGGACGCAAGAUACUGCUGGUGCGUUGGGUAUGGGCACGGUGAAGGCCAAUGCCGUCAGCCAGUCCUUCAGCAUGUUGGCAUAUCUUCUGCCCAUGUUUUUCGGUUACCUGUCCGAUGCCUUCACUGGCCGCUUCAAGAUGAUCUUGUACGGUGUGGCCGUGUUCGGUGUUGCGCACGUUCUCAUGGUUGGUGCAACUGCGCCAAAAUUGCUCGCGAAUGGCGGUGCCAAGGCCCCAUACUUUCUCUCGCUGUAUAUGCUCUCGGUUGGUGCUUCCAUGUUCAAGCCCAACGUUUCCCCGCUUCUUCUCGACCAGAUGCCCCGCGACAAAGCCAAGAUCAAGGUCCUUGCCAGCGGCGAGCGUGUCAUUGUCGACCCAGAGGCCACAUCGGAGCGCACCAUGCUGUGGUUCUAUCUGCUCAUCAAUAUCGGUGGCUUCAUGCAGACUGCCACCUCCUACGCUGAGAAGUACGUCGGCUGGUGGCUGGCGUUUAUCCUGCCGCUGUUCCUGUACAUUCCUCUGCCUCUUAUGCUGCUCUGGCUCCGCAAGCGCCUCGUCCUCUUCCCUCCCGGAGGCAGUGACCUUCCCAACGUUGUCCGCGUCCUGAAGAUCUGUCUUUCCCGCGGUGGGAUCUUCCGCAUCGGCCGCCACGGGUUCUGGGACGCCGCAAAGCCCUCUGUCAUCGCCGCCAAAGGCCUCAACAUCCCCACCCGCUGGAACGACCAAUUCGUCGAGGAUGUCCGCCGCACAUUCCAGGCAACCGGAAUCUUCUGCUUCUUCCCGAUCCAAUUCAUCAAUGACAACGGCAUUGGCAGCGCCGCAAACUACACCUCCACGAUGCUCAAGACCAACGGUGUGCCCAACGACCUGCUGUCAAACAUGAACCCACUCAGUAUCAUCGUUUUCGCCCCGAUCCUCAACUACGGACUCUACCCUCUUCUGCGCCGCUACAAGAUCAACUACGGACCUGUGGCGCGUAUGGCAACGGGUCUCCUCCUGUCCUCCGUCGCUGGUGUCGGAUAUACCGUGCUCAACAACUACGCCUACAAGCUCGGCCCAUGCGGGAAGUGGGGAUCUUCAGACACCUGCGUCGACGAGAAUGGAAACGCGCUCGUUGCUCCCAUCACCGUCUGGUGGAUCGCCAUCCCCUACGCCAUCGGCGGUAUCUCCGAGCUCUUCAUCAACGUCCCCGCCUACGCCAUCGCCUACUCCCGCGCCCCCAAGAACAUGCGCGGUCUCGUCUCCGCCAUCAACCUGCUCAACACGGCCGUGGCCUACGCGAUCGGCCUCGCCUGUUCCGCCGUGAUCAGGGAUCCAUAUCUUACGUGGGACCUCGGCGGCCCAGCGAUCGUGGGCUUCGUCCUCACGGCGGUCUUUUACUGGAUGUUCCGCCACAUCGACAAGGAGGAGUUCUUCCUUACUGAGAUGGCUGAGAAUGAGGAGAACGGUGCUGCGGAGGUUGUUGGGAACAACGGCAUGAACAAGACGGCGAACCCGGUUGAGAAGAUUGCUGAGAAUGAGGAGUUUGGGAUCUCGUCGAAGCAGUGA